Molecule: messenger RNA, 1527 nt
Organism: Sordaria macrospora k-hell
Lineage: Eukaryota; Fungi; Ascomycota; Sordariomycetes; Sordariales; Sordariaceae
Biological process (GO): tRNA methylation
Cellular component (GO): nucleus; tRNA (m1A) methyltransferase complex
Molecular function (GO): tRNA (adenine(58)-N1)-methyltransferase activity
Source: RefSeq, a predicted model, not a curated record
AUGACCGGCACCAUGACGCGACCAACCGUCUCCCCGUUCCUCGAACCGGGCUUGCAUACCAAGCCCCGCUCGCUCGCCAUUCUCCAGCUCUCGCGCGACAACCUUCUCCCUAUCUACCUUCAAGAAGCCUCGGGCGAACAUGAUGGCUACGCUGAGGGCGCUGUGGUCAACACCCGCUAUGGUUCCUUCCCUCAUUCCACCAUGCUGAAUGUCCCCUGGGGCUCCCAGAUCAGGGCCUCCAAGGUUGACACCGGCUCCCGUGGUCGCAAGAGGAAAAGAGGCCCCAAGGACGAAGCCAGCCGCGACGACGCCGAAGAGAACCAGCCCGAGACCACCGACAACAACACCAAUGCCACCGAGGCCACCGGUGUCAAGCAGGCCGUUGCCGACGAUAGCGGCUUCAUCCACGUUCUCCCUCCCACCCCCGAGCUCUGGACUCAGAGUCUUCCCCACCGAACACAGGUCGUCUAUACCCCCGACUACAGCUACAUUCUGCACAGGAUACGUGCUAGACCUGGUUCCACCAUCAUCGAGGCCGGCGCUGGCAGUGGCAGUUUCACCCACGCCUCCGUCCGCGCCGUUUACAACGGAUACCCUUCCAGCGCCGAGGACAGGAAGGGCAAAGUAUUCAGCUUCGAGUACCACGAGGAGCGCUACCACAAGAUGAAGAAGGAGCUUACCGAUCAUAACCUUGACGGUCUCGUUCACCUUACACACCGCGACGUCUACAACGGCGGCUUCUUGAUCGACGGAAAGAGCCCCGAAGCCGACGCAAUAUUCCUCGACCUUCCUAAGCCGUGGGAGGCCCUGCCGCACCUCUCGCGGCGCAAGCCCCAGACCGAGGCCAAGGAGGGAGAAGAAUGGACAUCACCCCUGAACCCCAAGAGAGCCGUACACAUCUGCACCUUCUCUCCCUGCAUUGAGCAGGUCACCAGGACCGUGUCGGCCAUGCGCCGCCUCGGCUGGGUCGAUAUCGACAUGGUCGAGAUCGCAAACAGGAAGCUGCACACCAUCCGCGACCGCGUGGGCCUCCAUUACCAGACCGAUCGCGGCGUCAAUGUUUCACCGCACGAUGUCGAAGAAGCCCUGGAAAGGCUCACCGAGAUCGAAGAGCGCGUCAGGGAGCAGGCGGCGCGCCCGAGAGGUGGAGAGGACGGCGCAGAGGAUGCGGACACUGCCAUGAAGAACGGAGAUGAUGCUGCCAAGAAGGACGGGGACAAGACCUCGACGGCUGAGCAGCCGCCAUACCAGACUCCCUGGGUUGACGGUCGCCUCAUCACUAAGGGUGAGCCGGAGAUCAAGACCCAUACGUCGUACCUGGUGUUUGCCGUGCUGCCGAGAGAGUGGACCGAGGAGGACGAGGCGGCGGCGUUUGCCAAAUACCCCUGCGGCAAGGAGAAGGCUGUCGUUGGCAGCAUCGACAAGCAGACGAGGAAGAAGGAGAGGCGGGAGCAGUUGCAGAAGAUUGGCGACAGGAAGGCGAGGAGGAAGGAGAGAGCCGAGAAGAUUGCUGAGGCUGUCGAGUGA